Messenger RNA from Aaosphaeria arxii CBS 175.79, 1364 nucleotides. RefSeq lists its product as uncharacterized. The record is from RefSeq and is a predicted model, not a curated record. Lineage: Eukaryota; Fungi; Ascomycota; Dothideomycetes; Pleosporales. The transcript has a single exon. The coding region runs from base 46 to 951 and encodes 301 amino acids.
GCUCAAUCCAUCUGGCCCCUCCGUCCAGUAGCGCCGUCGCUCAUCAUGGUCCUCCACGGCCUUCUUCCGAAGCCACUCGCCGCCGAUGCGGUAUCUGUCGGCCAGCUCCUCAUACAUCCCUUACACCCCGAACGUGAUGGCUUCUACUCCCAGCAAGCACAUAUCGAAAUCGACGACCUCAAUGACUACCACAUCCAGCUCCGCUACAAGGACAUCUUCUCCGUCGAUACAGAGGGCCGCUUCAUGACAAACUAUGGCGCCAAAUUCGACCUUGGCCGCAUAUACAGACAGCCCAACCUGUUGUCCGUCGGUGCUGAGCAAAUGAUCCAACGUACAAGUCAGAAUCCCGGACGAGCAUUUCGGGCGGUUCUCGAAGAUCCAGAAGCUCGGGAGUGGAUAGCUGGUCUGGCUAAAGACGGCAAAGAGUUCUAUGUUGUCGUCGGCCUCACGGAGCUUAAAAAUGCGACCUUCAAGCGUGCAAAACUCCAGGAUUCUGGUGCUUCAAGCCGUUUGAACGAGCUCCCCAUAGAAAAGGGUGCAAAGGUUCCACGAGCGGUCAGGCGGGAUUCCACGUUGGGGCUCGGCACUGAGGCCUACGUCUCCGGCGUGUUUGGCAUGGACGUUCGAAGAGUGACGGCCCGCAUCACCCGUCCGGAAGAGCCACAUUCUCUUGGGGACAUAGGAAAGAGGUGGUACUACUAUGACAUCCCCAACAGCACCAACAAGGAGCAAUUGAUGGUCGGUAUGGGUGAAGCCCUGAAGGCAAAUGAGCUCCGUCUCAUGCUCGAUCUGAGCGAGGAAGAUGUCCAGACGAACUUUGACGUCAUCAGCCAGCUGAGCCUCGAUGCAUUGAGUGCUGCUGCAAGCCCCUUGCUCCGACCCUCUUCACCAGCACUGCGGGGUCGAUCACCUUCGCCCAACCCGCAGUUUCGUGCCCCGAAUUUCCUCUAGAUUAUUCCGUUGACGACUGAAAUGUUCAGUCACGUUGUGCGAAGGAGAACGUUGGUUGUCGCGUACAGCUUCCAUGCAUGGCGAAUCAUUUUGAAGCUCUAGCAAGCUGCAGGCGGCCCUCGGAGACGUGUUGAUGAAUUACCCUUUACUGCCCUUUUCUGACGGCCUGGCAUGUCUUUCACGUCACAACAUGACGCUUUCUAUACCCAUCUCUACUCCUCGCUUCCAUGUUCUCAUCAUUGGUAUUUUCACUUGUAAUUCACUACGGAGUCAAGGCCCUACUUUUUCCUUGUCACUACAUUUUACCAUAGAUUCCUUACUUUCCAAGUGGCUACUGAUAUCUGCUUUACCAAACAACAUAUUCUAUUAUGUCUUAUAUGUCCAAGGUCAACCUCUUGUCAAACCAUUGUCUU